Periconia digitata is the source of this 1600-nucleotide messenger RNA. The record is from the annotation of a GenBank genome assembly. Lineage: Eukaryota; Fungi; Ascomycota; Dothideomycetes; Pleosporales; Periconiaceae.
GUAUCUCAUCAAGCACUUUUCCCCGGACCCUAUAUAUUCUCUCCACAGACCCUCCAUCAACGGCCCUGUGUGCGAGAAUAAAGCCAGAGUCCCAUCAUCUCCAAAGGUUUUUUUCUGUCUUCACAACAUCGAUACCCACUUUUACCCUUAUUAUAUAUAUAUUAGCAGGAGCUUAUUUCCACGUCGAGUAACCACUACCCGGUUUUGUCUACGCAAGCGUCGAAUGAGCAUCGAUCUCAAAGGCAGCACGCCAGGACUACCACCUACCGUCAUUGACGAUGAAUCACGCUCGGUCGCGGAAGCCCGUCUGAGGGGAGCGACGGCGCAAGACGAUGAUCAAGCAGAGGUUUCUUCGUACCCGGAAGGCGGAUUGGCUGCCUGGCUUGUCGUGCUUGGGAGUUUCUCUGGCAUGGUUGCGUCAUUCGGUAUGAUGAAUACUGUCGGCGUUUUCCAAAGUUACCUCAGUGAACACCAACUGAAAGACUAUGAUGAAUUCACCAUCGGCUGGAUCUUUUCCGUUUAUGUCUUUCUCUCCUUCUUCUGUGGGAUACAGAUCGGACCCGUCUUCGACGCCCACGGCCCGCGUCUAUUGAUCCUAGCUGGUAGCAUAUGUGUAUGCGCUUCGAUGCUUCUUCUUGGACUAUGCACAAAAUACUGGCACUUUAUGCUCGACUUCGGCAUCCUCGGUGGUGUAGGUACUUCGCUCAUCUUCACCCCGGCGCUCUCCGCCGUCUCCCACUUUUUCCUGCUCAAGCGCGGAAACGCUACUGGUAUCGCCGCGGCCGGUGGGUCGUUGGGUGGUAUCAUUUUCCCGCUGUCUUUACAGCGAUUGUUCCCUGCUGUGGGCUUCGCAUGGGCCACGCGUAUCAUCGGGUUCGUUUUCAUUGGACUUUGCUGUGUAGCUACAGCAUUGAUCCGGUCCCGCUUACCGCCGAAGCCUGGACAGACCGUUAUGCCCGACUUGAAGAUCUUGAGAAAUAAGAGCUAUGCGUUGUUGACGGUUGGAAUAUACUUCAUGGAAUGGGCACUUUUCGUCCCAAUCGCAUACUUGGCCUUAUUCGCAACCUCAACAGGACUCUUCGAGCCAGCCUUCUCAUACCACCUCAUCGCCAUCUUCAACGCCGGCUCCUGCAUAGGCCGCUGGGCGCCAGGCUACGUUGCCGAUAAACUCGGCCGCUUCAACAGCAUGAUCGCCGCCCUCGCCCUCUGUACAGCAACAACUCUCUCCCUCUGGCUCCCCGCUUCCCUCCUCACCCCAGACCCAACCUCCUCCUCCUCAUCACUGACCAUAAAAGCGCUCUCUGUAACCUACGCGCUCAUCUUCGGCUUCGCAUCUGGAUCAAACAUCUCGCUGACGCCUGUGUGCGUCGGCCAGCUCUGCGAUACCAACGAGUAUGGAAGGUAUUACGCGACGUGCUAUACGAUUGUGUCGUUUGGGACGUUGACGGGGAUCCCGAUUGCGGGCGCGCUGAUCCAGGCUGCGGGAGGUCGGUAUUGGGCCGUUGUGGUUUGGACUUUUGGGUGCUAUGUUAUUUCGCUUGCGGCGUUUUGUUGGAGUCGCGCGGUGAAGGUUGGGUGGAAGGUUGGGGUUCAGUUUUAG